This is a messenger RNA of Mustela lutreola (European mink), 4074 nucleotides long. RefSeq names its product transmembrane protein 225B (gene TMEM225B). Gene Ontology annotation, biological process: negative regulation of phosphatase activity. The record is from RefSeq and is a predicted model, not a curated record. The transcript has 10 exons. Bases 2727 to 3845 code for a protein of 372 amino acids. NCBI's taxonomy places the organism in Eukaryota, Metazoa, Chordata, Mammalia, Carnivora, Mustelidae.
UUGGGGAGCAAGUCCGAGAUCCUGCUCCCUGAAACAGGCGUAGAUAAUUUUGACAAUGACACGCCACAGGUCGGAGCUCCCAAACUCUUAACCUCCUGUCAAGCUAUCCUAGCUCCCAUCACUAUACACAUUUCCAUUUGUCAAUGGCCAGAAUGUGCUGAUUCCCCCUGCUAACUGGAACUUGCUGAUUGAUGGACGUGUAUUAGAUUUCCUAUCACUUCUGAUUAAAUUAUAGCAGUGAACAGAGUGGGUAAUGGGAGAAUCAAGUUUGAUGACUAGGUUUUUGUCUUGAGCAAGAGAGUGGAUAGAUGUAGACUGGAGAGAUGAGGACCACUGGAAGAGGAGCAGGGAAAGUAUUUCAGGCAAAAGAGCAUGCCAGAAGGCCUCCAGAUGAGAGAGUUUGGCAUCUUCAACUUAGUAAGCUCUCUGGAGGAAUGGCUCCCCCUAGGAAGUAGUGGGCAACUGAGGAGGUUUAAGAAUGAAGUUAAAAGGAGGCCCCUUGGGUGUCAUAACCGCAAAGCACAACGGGAUUCCCACAUCUGAAAGUGUGACCUCAUCUGUCCUUUCAUUCAUUCAGUAAUACAGUUGCCAGAUGCUGUGUGAUAUUCAGUGCUAACCUGUGGGCACAGUUAAACCAUCUACUAAGUAAUGAAGACAUAAGUCACAGCAAUGACUUGGGAAUUGGACAUACCUGUGUUUCAACUUUGCUGUUUUACUAGCUGUGUGACUUUGGACAUUUUAGCCUCUGGUUUCCUUGUCCAUGUGAUGAUUAAUAAUAGCAUGAAAAUUGAACCAAGUAAUGGAAAAGGUACUGGUCAUAUAUUAAGUGCCAAAGAAUUACAAAUAUAAACAUCACUAUAAAAACCAGUGAGAAUGUAAGUGUUUAGCAUGAAGUCUAAAAAAGAGCGAAUUAAGGAGCAAGCAUUUAGCAGUGCAGGACUAGCAUCGUCCAGGGAGGGAUACGCUGGGUUUGGAGAACUUAAAUAUGGCUUGAGAGGUCAUCAGGAAUCCUAGACUGGUAGGAACUGCCUCCUCAUAGGCGCUCCUUACUGGAGUUAGCAAACCUUGACAUCUCUCUUUUUUUUUUUUUUUUAAUAUUUUAUUUAUUUGAGGGAGAGACAGUGAGAGAGCAUGAGCAAGGAGGAGGUCGGAAGGAGAAGCAGACUCCCCAUGAGCUGGAAUCCCGAUGCGGGACUCAAUCCGGGGACUCCAGAAUCGUGACCUGAGCUGAAGUCAGUAGCUCAACCAACUGAGCCACCCAGGCGCCCCUUGAGAUCUCUUUUUGCUAAGAUUUGUACCCUUUGGGAUCACAUCUUCUACUCCCUUCAAAAUAUGAGUGCAUGAAUGAACCAGUGUUUAAUCCGAGACUAGAAGGAUGAUUUCAAACAGGUAAUGCCCUGUACAAGUCAAUGAGAAAAUAAAUACUGGAAUUUUUCAUUUUGCUGAUGCAUCCUGUUCACACUCUUCACUUUUAUUUUUUUAAGAUUUUACUUAUUUGGCAGAGACACAGCGAGAGAGGGAACACAGCAGGGGGAGUGGAGAGGGUAAAGGAUUUCUGCUGAGCAGGGAGCCUGAUGUGGGGCUCCGUGCAGGGCUCAUCUCAGGUUCUUGGGAUCACGACCUGAGCUGAAGGCAGUCGCUUAACAACUGAGUCACCCAGGCACCCACACACUCUUCACUUUUAGAAAAUGGUUGACCUCAUAUUUGUAAUCCAUGUUUAUAAAUUUACAACUUGGGCAUAAUGACAGUGUCUCUUUUUUUCCCCCCACACUUGCUCCAAUUACAAAUCUCCACCCAGUCUAGCCUUUGUCCUUCCCCAGGCUCUGGUUUGAACUGGCCAGGGGUCUAAAGGCUGGCUUUACUUACUGAGUCUGCAGUUUGGGGCACCUAAAAUUGUGAAAAAGUACGAACUUCAUGGGAUUGUUGUGAAAAUUGAGACGCCAUUUUACUCCAUAAGUGGUAACUGCGGUUUCUGAGUUUAGCAGGAAAUAUCCCUAUCAAGAACAAUUCAUUUCCCUAACGUUUUUCCUGCAUCAACAUAUCAAAUAUACCUCUGGCAAACUUCUCUAGGCACAGUAGGGUGUUUGAAAUCUUGAUCCUAUUUCUAAGGCUUUUCUUCCUCUUUUAGCCCAUGGAUACCAAUAUGUUAGCCCUGCUUACUUAUAUACUCCAGGCCCAGUUAGGGGUUGUGUAGGGGUUGAAGCGACAUAGGGAGAGGACAGGCUGGAUUGCAGGUAUAGAUAAGGGAUUUCCUCCCAGCAGGGUCAUCCCGGCCUUGUGAUUUGGAAGAAGGGAGGUGGGGAUGGGUGGUAAAACCGCAGGGGUCAAGGGAGUAGGCGAAUGGGGGUGCAUACGGGACAAUAGGGGUGAGAAAGGAGUAACCAAUUUAGAUCCUGGUCCACAUGGGUGAUGAAGGGCAAAUAGGGAAAUCUAGCCCCAUCUCCCUCAAUGCCUCCUUGGGGCCCGAAAGAGGCGCUAUCCCAAGCCGCUCUUGGCCAAGCUCCCCAGCGGCCCUUGAGAACUCGCGAUCGAGAGGAGACCUCCGAGCUGCCUAGACGGGACCCGGAAGUGCGCACGGGGGAGCCCGAGUUUCCAGUCGUGCCGGGGGACCGUGGUCGACGCUGCUGCGGAGCGGUUGCGCCAUGACUGCCCGUCCGUUGUGCCGCGCUCUAAAGAAAUUUUAGAGGUCUUGUCUUUGGAGCAGCACCGGGGAUUGGAUCCAGCCCAUGGAGAAGCUGCCUGAGCAGAUAACCCCGGAGUCCCUGUAUCCAUCCUCCCAGCAGGAGCCCCGAAAGAGCAAGGAUGCUGUUACUUUUGCCUGGAAUAUUCUUCAUCUUGUUGAUCCUGAUCAUAGUUCAAGAUCCAGCUCAACGUCAUUCUUUGAGGCUGCCAUCUCCAGUUCACCUAGGAAUAAGAAAACUGACACCCAGGAAGGAGAAAUAACUUACCCAAGGUCACCCUCCUGGGAAUGGCAGAGCUGGAAUUCGAAUUCAGAUCUGCCCGGCUCCGGAUCGCUUCCACCUCCAUCAGCGCACCCACCGCCGCGAACAGCUGCGGAGGCCAGGGACUGCCGAGCCGAGAGCCAGUUACCAAGAGCCUGCAAGUUCCUUUUUUCAUCCCUGAAUCGCUGCCUCUGGCCUAAGCUGGGCAUGGGGCGUCCGGUGAUGAUGACUUUAGAGAACAAGGAUCUGAAGGGAUUCACGUGGGCCAUAGCCCCAGCCUUGACCUCCCUGGGCUACCUGCUCAUACUGCUGGUCUCCAUCUUUCCCUUCUGGGUGCGGCUGGUAAACGAGGAGUCCCACGAGGUGUUUUUCAGUGGCCUGUUUGAGAACUGCUUCCAUAUCAAGUGCUGGAAGCCUCGACCCUUAUCAGUGUACAUCAUUCUCGGCCGCGUUUUCCUGCUGUCUGCGGUUGUCCUGUCUUUCCUCACCACCUUCGUCCUGGUGUCCUUUGCGUCUCAACUGUUUCCCAGGACCUGGAGGCACAAUCUGGUGUCAGCCUUCAUCAGCUUCCUCACAGGGGUCUGUGCCUUCCUGGCCUUGUUGCUGCAUGCCCUGGAGAUCCAGAAUCUGAGGAUGAAGCCCAGCCCCCCCCAGUUCUCCGUGCAGUGGCCUUACUACGUCCUUGGCUUUGCCAUCGUUCUGUUCAUAGUGGCUGGGAUUUGCAUUUGCUCUUGUUUGAUGCUCGUAUGUACAACUAGCCAAGGAUCACAACAGGUGCCAUCUGCCUCUUCCAAGAAACAGCCUACCUUAGCUGCCAUUGGUUGCCCAGUUCCCGGAGGAGUAUCGAGGAGACCCAGGGCGUCCCCCACCUGGAGAAUCUGGAGAGUUUGGGAGGAGACCUGAGCUCCAUACAAAAGGAGACACUGCUGAAGGAAGAAACGGUUAUCUAGUCCAGGAGAGCAUCCUCCAGGCGUCCUCCGCUGUAUGAACCUGCGGAGGCCUAAGGGGCAGCCGGUCUCUGUCGCUUCACUUUCGAGGAGCUUCGUGACUCAGAUCAGUGCUCCCCUACCCUGUACUCACAGCUAUUCUGUCUUGCUUGUAUUUGCAAUUUAUUAAAAGUUUUUUGAAUUAG